Messenger RNA from Psilocybe cubensis, 3099 nucleotides. RefSeq lists its product as uncharacterized. The transcript is spliced from 6 exons. Lineage: Eukaryota; Fungi; Basidiomycota; Agaricomycetes; Agaricales; Agrocybaceae. The coding region runs from base 1 to 3099 and encodes 1032 amino acids. Gene Ontology annotation, molecular function: lipid binding. Gene Ontology annotation, biological process: eisosome assembly; negative regulation of protein kinase activity; endocytosis. Gene Ontology annotation, cellular component: plasma membrane; eisosome filament. The record is from RefSeq and is a predicted model, not a curated record.
AUGUUUAGGACAGCGGCAACAAAAAUCGCGCACAAUUCAACGAUCCCAGCCCUGGGAGGCAAUCAGGACCUGAGACCACUGCAGGACCUCAUCACCGCUGAGAAAGCAGUGUUAAUAUCGCUGCAAAAGCUCAGCGUGGACUAUUCCAAGGCCUCAGAGGCGCUACGGACAUGGGGGCUGAAUGAGGGUGAUGACCUCGGUGACAUUCUGAGUGCAUCCACGACAAUCCUAAACCACUUCUCCGCUGCACUAUCUCAAUAUGCGACUCACGGCCAUUCCAUGCGAGACCAGCUCAAAGCGAUCCGGACAAGAGAAGAGUCUCUGGCAGACUUGAAACAGAGGAGACGCACGGUAGUUCGCAAGGCCGAAGACGCGGAGAAGAAACUGAGUAAGAUGAGCCCAGAGCACAAGAACCUUGCGAUGCAGACCGACUUGCUGAACCGACUAAGAGACGAGAUACGGACGAUGGAUUCGGAUAUUAUGACCGAGGAAGCUGCGCUCGGCGACUUCAAGCGCUCUGCAACGAGGGGCUGGAUGGGACUUAAGUUCGGAGGCUUACUAGAGUGUUGCGAGAAGGGAACAAUUGCCGCAGAAUUUGGUAAAAUGAUCAUCUCAGAAAUAUCUGAGGAGAUCACCCAGCCGGGACUUCCCCGAAGCCUGUAUUACGGGCAGAGUAAGACGGAAAAUCUUGUUGCAGAAGCCGGACGAUGCAUCAAUGAAGUCGUACUAUCAACCGUCCCCUCAGUCGGCGCCCGCGAUCGUCGACACUACGAGCAACAACAACAACAAGAUUUGCCCCCUCAGCCUAGCAGCCCAACGGCUGGCUGGGAAACUAAACCGCAGCCACUGCAACCAACUACAUCUGACUACUUGGGCAAUUCGCAACGAGCAUUUGGAAACGAGACGCCUGCAUCGCCCAUUGGUGUCAUUGGGCAAUCCUUCACUGAUCAGCCGUAUGCCCCUCAACAUCGACAACAGCUUUCCGGCGGUUCCGGGUUCCAGUCGCCGCCUAUGCUUCCUGAAAUCCAGUCCGAGUUUGCUGACAGACCUCCUCAAAUCACUGAUGAUUUCGGCAUGAACACGCGCACGGCUGGGUUGAUGGACACGUCGAACGCAGUAGGUGGUAGAUUCGCAACCUUCCCAGUCAAGACCCGUGCUCCUGGUUCUACUGGCGGGUAUUCACUCCAGGAUCCUCCUCGACAACAUGGCCAAGACACGUCCUUCUCUGCCUCGGUCGCCGAAGCAUUGGAUGGGAAAAUGGUUCCAGAGAACCAGUCAUCAUUUGGCGGUAGAAAUGCCACAGGCCAGCCGCCCUGGUCAAGCCCUGGUGCUGCAUCUUUCGAGUUUAGCCCGCCACCUCCGGCUCCCAGCAUGCUCCCUCCUGCCAGUCCUGCUGCUUCCUCUCACCCCCCACCGCCGCCACCAGGCGCGGCCCCUCCCAACCUUACAAACUCGUGGCGCGAAGACACGAUGCAGGCACCCGGCCAUAAUCGUGGCUUUUCGGCCAAUGACGACGCGUUGCUGGCGUAUAUGAUGACACCAUCGGCGUCGGAUGAUUUGCAGACAGAAGAUGGCACGACGAAUGUGUCGACACAUGACAACAACACUCUCGUUGCGCAUAACCACGAAGAAACGGAGCAGCAGCGCAUCAGUAGGCACGUGAGGUUCGGAGAGGUCCAAGAUGUUGUGCAGGAGAUGGAGAAGAAAAAGUCGUUGGAAAAGGAACGGCAGGCCCAGAUAGGGGUUGCAGAGCCAGAGCCAAUUCCCAUCCCCACACAACAGGAUUCAUAUACGACUGAGGGUAAUAAUAAGUCUGACACUGGAAACGGUGAAAGCACCUCUCCGACUAACAAGCCACCCAGUUAUCGCAUUCCUGCCCCCCCUUACGUCUCAGACGAUGACGAAAAGGCUCUCAAUGCCGCUGCUGCCCGGGACGUCGCUCGAGAAAUGGAAAGUCUAAACAGCCAAACCAACCUUUCUAACAUGAACCAGCAAUCCGAAACAGAUUCUAUCGUAGAACGUGGCCGAUCACCACCAGCAUCUCAAGGAUUUAAUGAGAAGACAAGCAUUGAGCGAGAUCGUUCCCCCCUUGCCCCUCCAAAAGCACCAUUCGCAGGCCGCGCAGUAUCACCACAUCCAUACGCUGAGCUCAACGCGAAUGCACCAGCACCCACACCUUACGGAGGACCACUAUCUGCUGCACAGUCGUACGCACAAUCGUACCAAGACCAGGGAAGUCCAUAUGGCUCACCAUCGUUGAAUUCUCCGGCCCAGGCCUACGCACAACCAUACCAAGCAUCAUCAGCUUACUCCCAACCAACUUCUACAGAUAACCUUCAUGCAAAUUCUUCCCUUCCUCCUAGAUUCCAGGCACUCAACCGCUCCUCCGAUAACCAAGUACCACCGCGCUUCCAGUCAACACCAGGUUCGCCUGGCACGACGCACCAGCUUCCGCCUCGAUUUCAGGUCGGUGGUUCCUCCCAGAUUCCGCCGGCGGGGAUAAGCCUGCCAGGACAACAGCAGUUUGACACCGUGCGGAAAGACCCUAAUUCGGAGGCCACGACGCCAUAUCGCACGCCGCCAGAGUAUCCGCGUGCACUUGGAGUCAGUACGUCGUCAUUCACGAGGUCAACGAGCUCGUUAAAUGCCGCAGCAGGCGCGGCGUCUUCGCCUUCUGGGACGGGCCCGUCGGCGUCUGGUCCGCGGACGAUCUCGGCUGCGGCGUUCAAGAGACCGCGUAACGCAAGCACGGACACUGGAGACUAUGUCAAGAAGAGCUUACCGAGCUCGCCAUAUCCUCUGAGGGAUCAGGGUGAGCGUGGGCCUUCUCUGAGCGGCGCUACUGCUGUUGCGCCUCCUCCAACAACGGGGGCGAACCCACAGCCUGUAGGACGUACGCAAGCCGAUGUUGAGGAUGACUACGAUUACAUCAGUGCGUAUGUGAACAGCAGUAAUCCCAGCAGCCCCAUUCGAGGCGACUUCCCAAGCAAUGCACCCGGUCAGGGCACCUCGCUUCCCGCUGGGCUUGGUGGAAAAGCUGGUGGAUAUGGAGAUGGUCGAUUUACUACCGAUCUAGAGGGAGGUUCCUCAUUGCGAUAA